AUGAGCGCCGAACGACCUCAACCAAGUGGUUCCACCAGCAACCCCAAACGACGACGCAAUGAACCGAAGGAAAGCGAAAAGGGAAGGGAGGAACCAAAGCGACACCGAGUCUCCCGUGCCUGCGAUAGCUGCCGAUUCAAAAAGGACAAAUGCGAUGGAGGACGUCCAGUCUGCUCCACCUGUGCCGCGAUCAGUCGACCUUGCGCAUACAAUGUCAACCCAAAGAAACGAGGUUUGCCCACAGGCUACCUCCGAUCGCUGGAGUUGCUUUGGGGGCUGGUAUUUCAACGGAUUCGGGGCAGUGAGGAUCUCAUACGAGAGUUGAUGCGGUCAAUCAAUCUCCCCGAUAUUCUAUUGGACAAGGAAGCAGAGAAGUCAGAUUCAUUGAUGGCUUCCUUCAAAAAUAGCACAGCGCUCCGAGACAUCGAACACAUUCUCGCAAUAUUAGAACAACCGGAAGAGGAAAGAAAGCGAAGCCUCCAGGCAUAUGCCAAGGGAGAGACGCCUCUGGAUAUCGAUGAGAUUAUCGCCUCGGCUGGCGCGCAGGAAUGGCACGUCCCGGAAAACAUGAAACACCAAGAGACACCAGCGUCAGGAGGAUCACCACCUGGCGCAGCAAUGGGCGUCUCUCCUAUACCAACUCCCGGGCCACGGCAGACCGGAGACUCCGGUGGCAAGACAGCCACACCAAGUGACUCAGUCUCACCAUCUUUCACUUUUCCGUCAAAUCUCGCUGAACCUCGAUCGACAUCGAUGAAGCGUCCACUCCGUCUCCCUGAGAAUGCAUGGCCCCUGUUCGAUGUGUAUUUCUCCUACACCCACUGCUGGUUUCCUAUACUCGAAAAACAUGACAUACUUCGCACCGCUUAUCAAUACACAGAAGCCGAUGUAUGCAUAUCGUGUUUGGCUCCCGGGUCUGGGGAGCAUGCGGCUCUAUGGGCUGUCCUCACUCUCGCCUCGCUCCAGGAUGAGUCUAUGCCUGCGGACCGAUCGAUCGACCCGCAGUCCAACAAGCAAAUGUCUUCAUCGGAUAUGUUCAUGACAGCCCGGCAUUUCGUACCCCCCGAAAGUGGCCCUUACGACACUGGACACGUGCAAGCAUUGUUGAUCCUAGGUCUAGUCAAAUUCGGACAGCAAGACUGGACUUCCUCCUGGAUGCUCGUUGGCCAGGCAGUGCGUAUCGCACGUGUACUGGGUCUCGAUGAGCCACAACAACUUGCUCGAGCGAAACAUGUGUUCCUCGGUUGUUUUGUGCUCGAGACCUUAAUUUCAGAAUCAACUUCACGAUGCCCAUCGCUGCGGAAAGCAGACCUGGCCAAAAUAGGCCACUUGACAGCGGAUGGCCUCGAGGAAUGGCACCCCUGGGAGGACCAGACAAAGUUGCGCCCCACCCCAUCCUCCCGUGCGCCCAUGCAGCGCGGUCCUAUUCAGGCGCUGAGCACUUUCAACCAUCUCGUUGACCUCUUGAGUAUUUUGAAUGAGCUUUGUUGCCUCAAGCAAGACUCAACACUCUCUCGAGCACAACUGGAGCAACUAAAGUUGCAAUUACAGCGAUGGGAAGCAGAAAUACCCAAGGCUUAUAGGGUCAAUUUGCGAAGUGGCAUUGGGAAGCUAGCCGCACCACAUACGUUCGGUCUAGAAAUGACCUACGAAAGUGUCGCUAUUGCUCUCAGCUCCCAGAUCGCGCUUCGUGAGCAUGACCACAACCUAUUGCAGACCCCUCACGAGAUUCAUGCCACGGAAGGCUCGAAGAGGCUUCUGCAACUGCUUCAAGCCUACUUGGAAACCUACCGCUUGUCCACUACCACACCAAUUCUCAGCAUGUUCCUCCGAUUUAGCCUUCUGCAAUUUACUUCUCGAGGUACCCUGUCAGAGCUCGACAUGAAGAUGCAACACGGAAUUGGUGUGAUUUCCUCCCAACAUUCUGCGCUGUGGACUGUCUCGGACCGUCAGCCAGCUAGCCAGGUUCAGCCGCAGAGAUCUACAGCCUCGUGUAAUUCCCCCACGGCAUCACAGCACAUGCAUGCCUCUGCUGACAGAGGCAUGGGAAUGCAGCCAUCCCUUUUAAUUGACACAAGUCCACAUACUCUUCCUCUUACAGAAGUAUCCCAACGAGGUGCACAUGCCGCAAGUGCAUCUACAGGUACUUACAUCCCCAUGAAUUGGCUCACAGACGCACAUACCAUGGAUGGAGUGUCUCUUAUCCGCACACCGGCAUCUCUGACAACUGUCGGUAACGCCCCUCAGAUACCAACAGAACAGGCUCUUCUGUCGCCUCCUCUCGCAGGCGGGAAUCCCCAGCGUACAUCAGCGACUAGCAGCUCUUAUCAUGAUACGGGAUUGAUCACCGAAUAUCCGGCGCCAUAUCAUAACACUGCGCAAUAUCAAACUGCGUACCAAGACCCAUCGCUCCAUGUGGGUCAUCUGGUUGAUCGCACCGGCUAUGGGCCUUCAAGGAGACAAUUGAUUGCUCCUGAUCUUGAUGCAUUACUUGACGAGCUGGAAUCUUUAGAUGGUGCCGAGAAGACCGAUAACCAGCCUGAGUUCAUGCAGAAUCUGGGUUUCAUAUCUGCUGUUGGAAACUCGGAGCUCUAUUCUUUCUCCGGUCCGAUCGACCCUAUCUUUCCGUCACAUAGUCAAGGACUGCCUGAUAAUGGCGCUCCCUCUGGCAUGGGGCCAGACUCGCACUCCUAA
Messenger RNA from Penicillium bovifimosum, 2694 nucleotides. RefSeq names its product putative C6 transcription factor QutA. Gene Ontology annotation, molecular function: DNA-binding transcription factor activity, RNA polymerase II-specific; zinc ion binding; DNA binding. NCBI's taxonomy places the organism in Eukaryota, Fungi, Ascomycota, Eurotiomycetes, Eurotiales, Aspergillaceae. The transcript is spliced from 2 exons. Bases 1 to 2694 code for a protein of 897 amino acids. The record is from RefSeq and is a predicted model, not a curated record. Gene Ontology annotation, biological process: positive regulation of transcription by RNA polymerase II; DNA-templated transcription.